AUGUCCGCUGCAGGUCUCACUGUUGGCGGCACCCCCGACCAAUCUACAGCCUCUCCUACCUCCCCAUCGAACACGCCACAGCCGUUAAGUGCGGGCGCCCCCGCCAAAGACAACGACCCUGAGAAUGAGAAUCAUGAAGGAAAGCCCCACGAGGGGGAUGUGAAAGAAACCACUGGUGGAAAAGAACAGGAAUCGAAUGAUAUACAAGAACUGGACGAUUUUGGUCUCCCCAUUCGAAUGCGAUCUACGCCUGAACUGCCGCCCGACGGCUCCGAGAAUACCGAAAAUUGCCCCGAAGCUUCAGAAGCUCAACCCUCGAAUGAUACCACGAGCUUGAAAUCCGACUCACAAGAAAAGAAAGAUGUUCUCGAGACAAAGGGAGAGGACAAUAUACCUGCUGGCAAGGUUGAGGCUACAAUUGGCACCGCUGAUUUGGUCAAAGAACAGCCAGCACCAAACGACACCAAAGUCGAUUCCGAGCAAGUUGGUGUGACAACUUCAGAGCAACCUUCUUCGAAAGCUGCUGAAGAAUCAGUGCCUUCUCGGGCCUCGAUCUCGAAGUCAAGAAAGGCAGAGAUUUCAGAAUGGUCACAUAUGCGCCUGGCGCAGCCUGUGGAUGCAUACGCUGAAAGUGAUGGAGAAGAGGAGGAGUCCGAAGACUGGAAGGCAAUGCCCGCCCUUGGAGAACUGGACUACUACGACGAUUACGGAAGAAUGAUCGCUCGUGGGGCUAAAGAGGAGGACGAUGAGGCGGUUUAUCAAGGGCUCGGCGGUGCCGGGAAAGGUUAUACUAGAGUUCAACUGGAUGAUGAUGCUCAAUCUGCCAACAGUCUUGACGAGGACACAAGUUACUUAUUCCAAGAAGCUGGAGGCAACUCAGCUGGAUUUGAAGGCGAAGAACUCCGUGACACGAUGAGCCAACUACAAGCUACGAAGGAUCUGCUCAACGAAACUCAAAAAAUCGCCUACGUGGGUGUGGUCCGACUGGCAAUCCACAUUAUGAACAGCGAGGUGGCUCAGCUACCUUCUACCAAGAGCUCUCGAAAGGUUGUGCAGAAAUCAUGUGAUAACAUGAGAAAAUGGGGACAAGCAAUGAUGGGCAGAUUAUACGCCCAUAUGGAUAUCAACAGUGCCGAACAAAUCAUGAUCGAGCAACUCGCUGACCAUGGUGUACAACCCGGCGACCUUAUUCGGCCACUCAUGCAAAAUGCUCGCGUCAAGAAUCCCAUGGCAGAGAGCGAUACAAGACCCUCUACCUCUUCAGUUUCAUCUCCCGCUCUUAAAUCCGAUGCUCGGUUCAGAAUGUCUUCGGACACAGCAGCUUCAUCGGACCCAGGCUCCCCUCCGCCAUACGAGGCUCAUGAAGGCGAAGAGGACGUCCCUGAAGUCCACACUCCAUCCCAAAUGCCCACUUCCGAUCGAAUCGACAUAGAUCUUCGAUGGACAGUACUUUGUGAUUUAUUUCUUGUCCUCAUUGCAGACUCGACGUACGAUGCUCGAUCGCGAACUUUGCUGGAAAGAGUCGGUGCCGCUAUGGAUGUGACAUGGUUGCAAAUUUCUCGAUUUGAGAAGCGAGUGACAGAUGCACUUGAAAUGCAAGAGCAGGCUGAGAAAGAAACGUGGGAUGAAACGGAGCACAUGGAGAAGCGGCGACAGAUGUCCCAAAAGCGCAAGUACAUGCUCAUGGGUUUAGCUACAGUCGGUGGUGGAUUGGUCAUUGGUCUAUCUGCCGGACUGCUUGCUCCAGUGAUUGGAGCCGGUCUUGCUGCUGGUCUGACUACCGUUGGGAUUUCUGGUACUAGUGCCUUUUUGGGAGGCGCUGGUGGAACUGCCUUGAUUGCGUCGGGGGCUACAAUUGGUGGAAGUGCCAUUGGUAUGAGAGCUUCUCAUCGCCGAACGGGAGCCGUUCAGACCUUCGAAUACCGGCCACUUCACAACAAUAAGAAACUCAAUCUUAUUGUCACAGUCUCUGGCUGGAUGACUGGCAAGGUCGAUGACGUUCGACUCCCAUACAGUACUGUAGAUCCCAUAAUGGGUGAUAUUUACUCCGUUCUGUGGGAGCCUGAAAUGCUUCGAAGUAUGGGUGACACGAUUAACAUUCUUGCAACCGAGGCGUUGACUCAAGGUCUUCAACAAGUCCUUGGAAGUACCAUUCUGAUGGCUCUGAUGGCAUCGUUGCAAUUGCCACUCGUUCUUACGAAGCUUGCAUAUCUCAUCGACAACCCCUGGAACGUCUCUUUGGCGCGAGCCCACUACGCAGGCUUGAUCAUGGCAGAUUCUUUGCAAGACCGAAAUCUUGGUAAUCGGCCCAUCACUUUACUCGGUUUCUCAUUGGGUGCACGUGUCAUUUUCUCCUGUCUCAAGGAACUGGCUGACAAGGGUGCUAAUGGACUGAUUCAAAAUGUGUAUCUGAUGGGAUCCCCGGUAGUGGCGAAUAAGGAUGACUACCUCAAAGCCCGUAGUGUGGUAUCUGGCCGAUUCGUGAAUGGAUACUCCACGAACGACUGGAUUUUAGGCUACCUGUUCCGCGCUACUAGCGGUGGUAUUAUGCGUGUCUCUGGUCUUGCUCCUAUUGAAGGAAUCCCUGGGAUUGAGAAUUUCGAUUUGACCAACCUUGUCAAUGGCCAUAUGGACUACCGAGCUGCCAUGCCUCGUAUUCUCAGAGAGGUUGGCUGGGAGGUCCUGGAAGACGAGUUUGCCGAAAUCGAGGAUCCUGACCCAGACGACCAUGCUGAGCGUCAGCGAGAAUUGAUCCGUGAGAUCGAUGAGGCACGACGUGAAGCCGAGCUGAAGCCAGAAAAGAAGCGCUUUGGUCUGUUCAAACGGGGCAAAAUGGCAGAGAAGAAGGCAUGGGAGACAUACGAUAUUGAUCGUAACUCUCCGCUAUCUAGUUCUGCUGACCCCGUCAGUGCCCCGGGCUCAGUUCUUUUCGACAUUGAGGCCAUUCGUGCCGAACUAGCUUCAGAAGCGAUCGAAGUGAAACAGUUGGAAUCCACACUGCCCCCAAUAAUACUUGACUUGAACCCGCCAGCUGAACCCUCUUCAGCCGUGGCCCCGAAUGUGGCCCCAGCUGAACCGGAAUCCAAGCUUGAAAUACCUGAACCUCCCCCUGUCACUCGAACUGCAUCAGAGCCCCAGUUAAAUGCGGUUCCUCUAUCCGCACAUGACUAUCCGACUUAUAAAGAAGACGAACUUGACAUGACUUUUGACACCUCCUUCCAUGAUCAACCACCGCGGUACUCUCCUGAUCCUCUUACUCGCCCAGAGCUCCGGUCCACUGUUAGUACGCCUAACAGCAGUAGCCGCUACGUUGGUACUAGUGCAUCUGGCGCUAUGGCGUUAGAACACAAUGCCUGGGCUGAUGAUCAUGGUGAUGGAGAAAUCUCCAUGACAUUUGAGUAA
Messenger RNA from Penicillium malachiteum, 3402 nucleotides. Its product is annotated as TMCO4 family protein. NCBI's taxonomy places the organism in Eukaryota, Fungi, Ascomycota, Eurotiomycetes, Eurotiales, Aspergillaceae. Bases 1 to 3402 code for a protein of 1133 amino acids. The transcript is spliced from 2 exons. The record is from RefSeq and is a predicted model, not a curated record.